Sus scrofa (pig) is the source of this 1362-nucleotide messenger RNA. It is a transcript of the gene BCL3, whose product is annotated as BCL3 transcription coactivator. Gene Ontology annotation, biological process: cellular response to tumor necrosis factor. Gene Ontology annotation, cellular component: cytosol. Gene Ontology annotation, molecular function: NF-kappaB binding. Lineage: Eukaryota; Metazoa; Chordata; Mammalia; Artiodactyla; Suidae. The record is from RefSeq and is marked provisional.
AUGCCCCGAUGCCCCGCGGGGACCAUGGACGAGGGGCCCGUGGACCUGCGCACCCGGCCCAAGGCCGGCGGACCCCCCGGCGCCGCGCUGCCGCUCCGCAAGCGCCCUCUGCGCCCGCCCUCCCCGGAGCCGGCCGCCCCCCGCGGGGCUGCGGGCCCCGCGGUCCCCUCGGAUCCCCUCCGCGGUGGCUCCGACGCGCCGGCGGUGCCCGCGCCCCACGGCCUGGCCCGGCCAGAGGCGGUUUACUACCCGGGACCUUUGCUGCCCCUGUACCCCACCCCAACCAUGGGCUCUCCCUUUCCUCUGCUGAACCUGCCUACACCCCUGUACCCCAUGGUGUGCUCCAUGGAACACCCCCUGUCGGCUGACAUCGCCGUGGCCACCCGCGCGGAUGAGGAUGGAGACACGCCACUCCACAUUGCAGUAGUGCAGGGCAAUCUGCCAGCGGUACAUCGGCUAGUCAGCCUCUUCCACCACGGCGGCCGCGAGCUGGAUAUCUACAACAACCUCCGGCAGACACCGCUACACCUGGCUGUGAUAACCACUUUGCCCUCUGUGGUCCGGCUCCUGGUGAUGGCCGGGGCCAGCCCCAUGGCACUGGACCGCCACGGCCAGACGGCAGCCCACCUGGCGUGCGAGCACCGCAGCCCGGCCUGCCUGCGGGCGCUGCUGGACAGCGCGGCCGGGGGCACCAUGGACCUGGAGGCCCGAAACUACGACGGGCUCACUGCCCUGCACGUGGCAGUGAACACCGAGUGCCACGAAGCCGUGCUGCUCUUGCUUGAGCACGGCGCAGACAUCGACGCGGUGGACAUUAAGAGCGGCCGCUCCCCACUCAUCCACGCCGUGGAAAACAACAGCCUUAGCAUGGUGCAGCUGCUGCUGCAGCACGGCGCCAACGUGAACGCGCAGAUGUACUCCGGCAGCUCCGCUCUGCACUCGGCGUCGGGCCGCGGGCUCCUCCCGCUCGUGCGCACGCUGGUCCGCAGCGGCGCGGACAGCGGCCUCAAGAACUGCCACAACGACACGCCGCUCAUGGUGGCGCGCAGCCGGCGGGUCAUCGACAUCCUGAGGGGGAAGGCUACACGGCCUGCUCCUGCAUCCCAGCCGGAGCCCUCCCCCGACCGGAGCGCCACCACCUCCCCUGAGAGCGGCAGCCGCCUGAGCUCCAACGGUCUUCUGUCGGCAUCACCACCCUCCUCGCCCUCCCAGUCUCCCCCCAAGGACACCCCUGGAUUCUCCAUGGCUCCCCCCAGUUUCUUCCUUCCUCCCUCAUCUCCACCUACCUUCCUGCCCUUUGCCAGGGUCCUGCGGGCCCCUGGCCGGCCGGUGCCCCCCUCCCCAGCUCCAGGAGGCAGCUGA